Cylicocyclus nassatus is the source of this 1703-nucleotide messenger RNA. The record is from the annotation of a GenBank genome assembly. NCBI's taxonomy places the organism in Eukaryota, Metazoa, Nematoda, Chromadorea, Rhabditida, Strongylidae.
CAGGAUGCAAGAAACUCGCCAAUCUGAUAAGCGCCGAAGUUACUGAGAUACGAGUUUUUACGACCUGCAACACACUGAUGGUCGCAAAAGGUAAACAAGCGUUGGGUACAACCAUCAUGAACUCAUCGCUAAGGAAUAUCAAAUUUGUACGAGUUUUAAUUGAUGUACUAAGGAACAACCACAUUAAUUUUUUGAUCACGAGCUUUUUUAUUCUCCUCUUCACGUAUCUCACGGUUCUGGCAGCAUUCGGACGAGAUUUCUUGCAUCCAUUCACCAUUCCUGACUAUGUUCUACAGCUUAAAAACACCUCAUUCUCACCGAUCGUUGACUCGACCAGCUUAAUAACCUCGGCAUUCUCCCUAUUCUUCUUGUUGGUAUUCUCACUAUGCGUUGGAAAGAUAUUCUACUACUUAUCGCUACCUCCGUUAUUUGGAAGUCUGCUCGUCGGAUUGUUGGUUAAAAAUAUUGUUGUGCUCAAUGAGAUUUUCUAUAUACAUCCACGCUGGGAAUGGGUUAUACGAACGUUAGCACUCACUAUAAUUUUAAUCCGAUGUGGCAUUGGUCUUAACUGGGAUUACUUGAAAGAGGCUAUGGGAGCGACAUUAGGUCUUGGAUUAAUGACAGCUGCCAUUGAAAGCGCUGCGAUCAUUCUUGCAGCAAUUUUUAUAUUCAAAUGGUCCGUACCAAUGGCUUUCAUCACAGGAUUUGUUAUGGCAGCUGUUUCUCCAGCCGUGACAGUGCCCAUAAUGCUUGACUUGCAAAGCCAGGGUUUGGGCACAAGAAAGGGUAUACCAACACUUGCGUUAGGUUCAGCCGCUCUUGACAACGUUUUUUGUAUCACCGCGUUUUCAGUGGCAUCAGCGAUCAUAUUUUCAACAGCGCCUCUCGCUCAAGUGAUCGUUGCCAACGUCGCCGAAAUCAUAAUUGGUAUUUUCAUCGGGAUUUGUGCCGGCUGGCUAUUAUGGUGGUUCCCCAUCUCGUAUGUGGAGAAUGCAUCAGUCUGCCGAACACUGCUCCUUGCCUCCAUUUGUUCAGCUGCUGUACUUGGUGGACAAGUGCUCGGCUUUCAAAGUGCAGGGCUGAUAAUCGCAGUGCUGACCUCUUUCGUUGCUGGAAUCCGAUGGAAAAUCGACAAUGAUGAUAAAAUUCGAUUUGAAGAAAAAGCUUUUGCACUCCUAUGGAAGUUGUUUUUCAUGCCUCUCUUGUUGUCUCUUAUUGGGAUGAAACUUGAUUUUUCUACUAUGAACUGGACUAUUGUGCUGACUGGAUGCGCACUAAUUGGUAUAGGAGUCGUGUUCAGAUUCUUGUCAGGAAUCAUAUUCUCGUCCUGCUCCGGUUUCAGUAUGAGAGAGCAGCUCGUAACUGCUCUAUCACUACUACCAAAAGCUUCUGUCCAAGCAGCGCUUGCACCAGGAAUUUAUUCACUGGUUGCUGAUACACCGCAUCUGCAGGAUGAAGCGCAUAUGGCAGUGACUGCGUGUGUUCUUGCCAUCUUGCUGACGGCUCCAUUGGGACAAUAUCUGCUGCUCAAAGCAUCUCCGAUACUCCUCAAAAACAGCAGAGUAGUCGGAAUAGCCAAGAGCUCCUUAGAGGACAUGGAAUUUGGGGGCAAACCAGGCAGAAAUAACGUGAUAAGGACCAACGGUAACACGACCAUGUCCUACACCAGCACUGCUCGCAUCGAAGAGGAUGUGCGAUUUUGA